Acytostelium subglobosum LB1 is the source of this 366-nucleotide messenger RNA. RefSeq lists its product as hypothetical. The annotation marks the transcript as partial. NCBI's taxonomy places the organism in Eukaryota, Evosea, Eumycetozoa, Acytosteliales, Acytosteliaceae. The record is from RefSeq and is a predicted model, not a curated record. The transcript is spliced from 3 exons.
AUGAGCAAUUCUAAACUUUGGGAGUACUCGUUGCUUGACUGCUGCUCAGUACCUUUGAUAUCUCUCAUAACCUGUACACUAUGCCCUUGUCAAGUUGCUAGACAAAGAGCAACUCUACAUUCUGACUUUGGUCUAUCUGAAUGCCUGUUUACAUUCUGUUGCCUACCAUUUGCAGCAUGUAGAACUCGUGCCAAUAUACGUAAUAGAUAUGAUAUACCUGGUAGUAUGAUUGGUGACUGUUUAUGUAUGUGUUAUUGUGGUUGUUGUGCAACUGUACAACAGACCAGAGAGUUGGAGGUCAUGGGCGACAAGCCCGCCGGACUAUUCAUGCCACGACCAGACAAACAAAGGAGUAGUGAUGGUGUU